Molecule: messenger RNA, 5929 nt
Organism: Oncorhynchus kisutch (coho salmon)
Lineage: Eukaryota; Metazoa; Chordata; Actinopteri; Salmoniformes; Salmonidae
Product: inositol-trisphosphate 3-kinase B
Exons: 8
Coding region: 458-2431 (657 amino acids)
Biological process (GO): phosphatidylinositol phosphate biosynthetic process; inositol phosphate biosynthetic process
Cellular component (GO): nucleus; cytoplasm
Molecular function (GO): inositol hexakisphosphate kinase activity
Source: RefSeq, a predicted model, not a curated record
UGCUUUUUGAAGUACACUAAGCAAACAACGGCCUAGUACUACGCCAAAGCGAAGGGUUGAAGAAGUCAAGGGGUCAUAAGAGCAAGUAUUUUGGACACGCUGUGGGAGAAAAAGUUUAUUUAUACUGGAACUGGCCUUCCUUUUGCUUGUGAGGGAAUAAGGAGAUUGUGUGCUAUGUGAAAUCCGCUUCAUUUAGAUGUUUAGUGUUCUGAAUCGCGCUGAAUUGCACUCAGUGCUGUAGACAUUCUGAACGGCUUUGAGGGUUGGACAGCCACGGGUUCGAUAUAGCAGGACUCCUAUUAGGACGAGGUGUCUGUUAGUACAAGAACAUUCAGCAGGGAAUUACACCUCUCCUCUCACAUACCCCACCAAAUGCUAUGGUGGGGUGUAGACACCAGAGCAGCAACCAGGACUAGGGCUAGAUGGGAGCCCAUACUGACAGUGCCAGCCUGAUACUAUGGCUGCUUAUGCCCUGAGCAGUCUGAUUAUGAUGAAUGGCAACAAUCUGACGAGUGCGAGCAGCCCUCGGACUGGGAGGCCUGUGCUGCAUGUGCCAAACCGCUCCACCUACUACAGCCCUGGUAGCCUGAUUCCUGGCUCCCCUGGGGGCUCCUUCGUCUCCCCCUCCUCUCCAGGCCCCAGCAGCCCCAGGGCCCGCUCCCCCUGCCGCCACCCUGAAACCUUGGGGGAGAUCGUGGGCAACUGCGUCCGCCGGCUCAGCAACAAUGGAGAUGAUGAGGCCCCCAACUGGGAGGUGAAGCGCACGGUGCAGCUCCUGCAGAUCCACCAGGAGCUCCUGAAUGUGGAGGUCAACAAAAAGGUGGGUCUGUUUGAGGCCCACAUCUUGAGGGCCCCGUGCAGAACAGUCCCAGCCUCCAAGCCCAGCCAGCCCGCCGAGGUGCCUCCCCCUAACCCCCCACAGAGAGACUGCCCUCCAAGCAUUUCCAAGGAGCUCCAGAAUGGGAAAGGGUGUCUCUGCUUGGAGGAGGGAGUAACAGGGAACGGCAGAGUGGAAAAUAACACGACUGACCCAAAUACGGAACAGGGCAGUCUGCUUGUGAACAAAUCAGCAGGAACUUGGGCCCAAGCUGACAGUUCAGCAGGCAGUUAUUCCCCAAGUUCACUGGGGGUUGGCAGCUUCUUGGCAGGUAGCAACAGCGAGCACCCUGUGGAGUGGGCCCAGACCUGCCUGACAAAGGCAGGAGCAGAGCCAACGGAAACCCAGCCACAAGCACCCUGGGCCAGCAGGGAGGGGAGCUGCCCAGAAGUGGGGACCACCAUCCCAGCCGUCAUAGUCACCGACCACGGGAUGGAGGCCCAGGGAGAAGGCUGUGAUCCGGGCAGUGAGCCCCAGCAGAGCCCAGGGUCAUCCCGAGGCUUGAGGAAGCUGUCCUCCUCCUCAGCUUCCUCCACAGGCUUCUCCUCCUCCUGGGAGGAAUCAGAGGAUGACAUCUCCAGUGACCCGGAUAGAGCCGAGGGACUGUCACUUGCCUUCCUCAACACCCAGCAGAGAGCUCACAAGUCAUGGAAGAAGAUCAAGAACAUUGUCCACUGGUCUCCAUUCGUCAUGUCUUUCAAGAAGAAGUACCCUUGGAUCCAGCUGGCUGGUCAUGCAGGCAGUUUCAAGGCAGGGGCUAACGGGCGUAUCCUGAAGAAGCACUGUGACUGUGAGCAGCGCUGCUUGGAUUGGCUGAUGAAAGACGUGCUGCGUCCCUACGUACCGGCCUACCACGGAGACGUGGAGAAGGACGGGGAGAAGUACAACCAGAUGGAUGAUCUGCUCUCUGAGUUCGACCUGCCCUGCGUCAUGGACUGCAAGAUGGGUGUCAGGACGUACCUGGAGGAGGAGCUGACCAAGGCCCGUAAGAAUUCCAGUCUGAGGAAGGACAUGUACCAGAAGAUGGUGGAGGUGGAACCCCUGGCGCCCACCCCCGAGGAGCAGGAGCAGCAGGCGGUCACCAAGCCCCGCUACAUGCAGUGGAGGGAGACCAUCAGCUCCACCGCUACCCUGGGCUUCCGCAUCGAGGGCAUCAAGAAGGAAGACGGGACAAUAAACAGAGACUUUAAAAAGACCAGGAGCAGGGAGCAAGUGACAGAGGCAUUCAACGACUUUGUCAAAGGAAACCAGAACAUCCUGAACUGUUAUCUGCACCGACUGAAGGACAUUAGGGACACUCUGGAAAUAUCAACCUUCUUCAAGACCCACGAGGUGAUUGGCAGCUCACUGCUGUUCAUCCAUGACAAGCGUGAGCAGGCCAAGGUGUGGAUGAUAGACUUUGGGAAGACUACCCCUCUGCCUAAAGGACAGGUCCUGAGUCACAGGGCCACCUGGGAGGAGGGCAACCGCGAGGAUGGCUACCUCUAUGGCCUGGACCACCUCAUAGACAUUCUCACCCACAUGGUGGUGACCCCAAAGCCAGACUCACUCUAAAAAGGGACUGUCCCCCCCCCCUCAACUCAAUCCUAACCCAGACAGGACCACCACCUCGCACUACAAUGACGCCUCUGAUGUCCCCAAAAAGCUACCCCUCCCUCCCUUAUUCCCCUUCUCCCCUGGCCCCAGAUAUCACACUGUAACCACACAAGUGUUUUGUGUAAACUUGUAGAUUCUGUACAUACUGCUGUACAGUGUGUUUCUGUUCUGAUGAGACCAUGGGUUAGGUUAGGUUCCUUCUCUGCAGCUAGUCCGUGACAACCCUUCUUGAGAUUUUAGUUUGUUUUGUUUUAUAACAGUUUAAGAAUAUAUUUUAGUGUUAGCUAACAGUGUGUAUCACUGCAGUUACAACUUAUAUGGUGCAUGGCCUUGUGGUAAAAGCCAAACAUUUGAAAUAGUUGGAUUCAGAAUUGUGGCUCUUCCUGUGUUUAUAAACUUAUUUACAAUUUAAGAUUUACAGAAAAUGUCCAGGGUCAGGUAGCCUGGCGGGUAGGAGCGUUGGGCAGUUGCUGGAUCGAAUCCCCGAGCUGACCAUGUAAAAAUCUGUUGUUCUGAGCAAGGCAGUUAACCCACUGUUCCCCGGGCGCCGUGGAUGUCGAUUAAGGCAGCCCUCUGCACAUCUCUGAUUCAGAGGGGUUGGGUUAAAUGCAGAAGACACAUUUCAGUAGAAUGCAUUCAGUUUGUACCUCAUUAUGUAAUAGUGUACUUCAGACUGUGCUGUGCCUAUAUUCAUUCCAGUUUCUUUGGAGGGAAAGUAGAGAAGGUGGCAUAAAUUAAUGCACUCCGAUAUGUAAUUAUGACCUAUUUUAUUAAGGCUAAUGUUGACAUUCCUGUAAUCCAAACCAUUGAGGAGUGACUGUCAGUUCAGAGGUCAAUGUACAUGAAGCAGAUGGAGUGGGCGACUAACAGGAAACGGCUCUUAACCAAGUGAGAAUGAGUUUGCAUUCUAAAUAUGCCAAGUGCCUCAGCCUUUCAGCAGACAUAAAAAGACCAGGGCCCGGUUUCCCAAAAGCAUCUUAAAGGGAUACUUCGGGAUCUUGGCAGUGAGGCCCUUUAUCUACUUUGACUCAGAUCAACUAGUGGAUACCAUUUUCAUGUCUUUGUGUCCAGGUUGAAAGUAGUUAGAGGUAGUUUUGUGAGCCAAUGCUAACUAGCAUUAGCGCAAUGACUCAAAAGUCUAUGGGUAUCUGCUAGCAUGCUAGUACCCUAUGGUUCUAAGAUUAACUUAGUCUUAAGAUGCUUUUGGGAAACCGGGCCCAGGUUUUAUUAUCUUAUUUGAAUGAUUCCAUUAGUCAGAGAUGACAUCACCUGUGACUCCGUCAUUAAUGUAUAUCGUCUACCACUGUACACCCAUAAUAAUCACUGCUCUUAGAAUGAACCCACCCCAUCCUGUUUUCCUAGGAUCCUGUUAUUGGGCACAAGACAGAUGGUGAUUGCUGUUUGCAUGGCAAUUUGACAUUCAUAUAUACCAUUCCUGCCUGAUGCCCAAACAUCCUGAGGUGGCAAACAAAACGAAUGGGGUGUUGUCUGUCUACUGUCUAUUUAUUAAGUCUACAGACAGAGAGAUAGGCAUUUAACAGAUCAACAUUGUCAUCAUUGUCUGUUUGGAUUCAAUUAGCAUUGAGUCAUGUUUUUGAUCACAGUCGGAUCACACGCGCAUGACAUUGACCAUAGAAAGAGUAACUUGCAUGGUAUGGGAGUUUUUUAUGGGCGUUAAUACCCUUUUUUAAUAGUUUACUUUAGGGUUUAAUAGUCAUUCACCUUUGAUAGCCAUAUCACAUACAAUAGUCCUAGUUAUGAGAGUGAGGUGAGGUUGGCCUUGUUUUGAAAUGACUGUUCUCUCACCUAUAUCUAAGGAACUGAGAGGGGUGUGGUGUGUUAGGACUGCAAACAUCAUGUCCUAAAGAAACAGCUCACUUCUCCAUGGCCUUUAAUGGGUGGAGCUUGAGGCAGUUGAUUCUAGCAGGACAAACUGGACCAAUAGUUUUGACCAAUACCCAAGGCGUAAAACUUUGUGCUUUACUUGUCCUGUCUUUGAGUGGCGUUGAACUACUUUACCUUUGCAUCAGGGUUAUCAACCUGAAACGUUUUGAAAAAAAUACAGUUUGGUAUGUUAAAGUAUGACUUGAUAUUAAUGGCCUGCACUGUUGGAGCUCGGAGCUUAAGAUGUUCACUGUACCCUGCAUUUACAUCUGCAACCCUGUACAUGUGACUAAUACACUUUCUGAAUCUAAAUCUAAUGUGAUGUACAGGAUUGUGGUACGUUUGCAUGAGAGUGAUACUAUCGGCCCAUUGCACUGGACCAGAAAGGACAGAAAUAAAGAGUAGAGUGCCCUCUGCUGUUACUGAACUGUAUUACACUGAGCAGCAUAAAACAAAUGACAUGGGUGCAUUUUCCAGAAACACAUUGUGACUUUGAUUUUAAUAUGUUGCCUUUAUUCUCUUACUUCAAUAUUUCUUCAGUAGCUUCUUUCAAAUCCCUCCUCUGUCGUUGUGCUUGUCGUUUUUGUGAAGUCUCUUAGAAUGAUAUACUCAUUACCAUAUUUAUUUCUUUGUGACAUUUGCACAAGAACACUAAUGCAUGUGUUUUCAUUUUUGUUGAAAGUCAGUCAUGAUAUAAUCAUUUAGUAAGUCACUGUAAUAUACAAUGGUCACUGCUUCUUACAAUGUGUAAAUAAUACUGUAUGUUUUAGAGAUGAACAAGAAGUCUGUGUUCUGUGCACUCUACCAGGUGUUCUUUUGUGCCUUGUGACACCUAUGAUCUGUAUAGACCUGGUUUUGGGCUACACUGGCCAAAGAGUGCUUGACAUGGAGAUUGCCAUAGCAACCUCAUCUGUCAUCCCUGGUCCAGGUUGACAUGAUUGAGUCCUUCCUCUCCCAGCCUUGUGCUGUGACACUGUGGGGACAUUGUGCCUGAGAUCCUCUGCAGGGUUGGGGUUCAUUCCAAUUUCAUUUGGAAUUCUUUAAUUCGCUCAUGUGGAGAGUUAAUUCAGCUAUUUUCAAGUUAUGUAAUUGCAAUUGAAUUUAAAUGAUAUUGUUUGGACCGUUUGAACUUAAAUUGAAUUGGCAUUGGAAUUCAAUAUUGGUACAUUUCCUAGUAAAUUGAAUUAAUGCACUUAGUAUCAAACAUUGACCGCAGGAUUUGUUUGAAAUAAUUUCAACUUAUAUUUCUAUAUUUCCAGUAUAGCUAGGCUGUCUGAACAGUGACAUGAUCUGAAAGCCUGAGGAAAUUGAAUUUGGAAUUGGAAUGUGGGAAUUGUUGGGGAUAAUAUUAAAUUAUCUCCGAAUUCAAAGACUGACCUGGAAUUCUUAUUGAAUGAAAUGGAAUUUACAGGGAGUUGUGGAACAAAUCCCACCCCUGGUCUUCAGGUCAUUGUGCUGUCACCCCAUGGAUCUGCUUAUGUAAAUCAUGCCAUCAUGUCAAUACUGCAAGCAAAAAUAUGCUUGACUGUACCAUUUUUACUGUAGUAAAUUUAAACAAUGGCUUAAACGCUA